Molecule: messenger RNA, 2862 nt
Organism: Rattus norvegicus (Norway rat)
Lineage: Eukaryota; Metazoa; Chordata; Mammalia; Rodentia; Muridae
Source: RefSeq, a predicted model, not a curated record
GUGCCAGCAGUGGGGCCGGCGCUGAGAGUGACUAAAUUCUCUCUCCCUCUCCGACCGCCGCAGGCCAAAGAGGUGAUUCUGCCUGCAUGAUGUCCUCCUUGCUGGAGGCGAGCUCUUUGCAGGCGCCACAUCGCGAUCAAAAAGAGAAAGAAAAAAAGAAAAGGAAACGUGGAAGAAGCAGCCAGGCUUUCGCCCGAUUCUCGGUACCGUGUCGGUGCUGGCGCCGACAAAUGGAGGUCCCACUGAGAUCGGAGAAGAAAGGGGGUACCACCUACGGGACGUCCCUGGAGCCUGGCCGGCAUAGGAGAAGGGACGGAUUGGAGGCUUUCGCCCGAUUCUCGGUACCGUGUCGGUGCUGGCGCCGACAGCUCUGCUCUCCAGAGUCAGCAGAAAUGGCAUGCAUCAGCAACACUGAGCCAGGAGAUGGAGACAUUAAUUCAGUGUGCUAGCUAGCUGGUGGCUUUAGGGAAGAAGAGAGGAACCUGGUAGCUGGUUUGGUCCAAGCAAGGUGCUUUCCCUGUGCUCUGCUGGAGGCAUAAACUCCGUGAACUGAAAAUAGCCAAGAAAACAACUAUAAUUUCCUCCUUGCUUCCUACAAAGGAUUGAACAAAAAUGCUCAGGCCCUCCCGGGCGAUCAUAAAGAAGUUUAAAAUUUCAAAUAUUAUUAAAUAUGUUUUGGUAGGAAGGCAUCAUCCCAAAAUGUCAUCAGAACUGGAGGAACUCAAAUUUGAAAUCCAGAAAUGUAAAUUCGAGAGGCAUGAACUUUAUCAAAUCCUGGACCUUUAUAUCUAUGAUGAUUGGGACUACAGCAUCAGGCACUCCCAGCUCCUGUGUGAACAAACUCAAUUGAAGAACCAUAUACAGAUUUUGCUGAAUGAGAACAGAGAACUGCUGGUGGAGCAGUCUGAACUGCCAGCAUCCUAUUUGGAGGCAAAGGGGUUCUGUGAAGAGUCCAGAAUGAACAUCUGUGUCCACAGUGCCAAGCAACAGCAGGCUUUCGCCCGAUUCUCGGUACAGUGUCAGUGCUGGCGCCGACAAAUGGAGGUCCCACCGAGAUCGGAGAAGAAAGGGGGUACCACCUACGGGACGUUCCUGGAGCACGGCCGGCAUAGGAGAAGGGACGGAUUGGGGUAAGAUGGGCCAGAAAAGGCCUGGAUGAUUUGGGCUAGCCUCAGUAAAUCUUGUCAUAAAAAAGGUACAAGGUAACGGUAAAGUGUUUUUGCAUAUGCGUUCUGUUAGAGUUAUAUUUUAGUCUUUGGACCCUGACUAGAGAUAGUUUACACCCUAGACAUGAGAGAGAAUGGGUUUGGGAAAAACAGUCCUCCCGGACUCUCCGAGGUUGCUUUGGAGAAGGAGAAAAACCUUUUCAGAGCACUCCUAGGAACAGAGGGAAAGCAGGAGACGUCCUACCUCUCUGCUGGCUCCUAUUGGAGAAAUGCUUAUUUCUGGUUCUGGGUUCCAUAGGUAGGAUAUGUGUGUCCCUUUGGUGGGACACCAUCUAGUUUUUUCCCUUUAUGUCUAUUGUCUGUCCUUGGUGUACCAAGCUGUCCAUGUCUGUCAGUUUAUGUCUGUGGUUUUUGUUUCUCUUGUUUAAAUGUUUUAUGUUUCAUGUUCAAAAGAAAAAAUGGUAAAAACUUUAUCUGUCAAUCGUUCACAUCUUGAUUUGGUUUUAACUCGUUUCAAAAAGGAAAAAAUGAAUAAAGAGCAGUUUCAAUCGGCCUUUAGAGCCCUGCACCUGUAGCUAGGAGCAUAGGUCAGCUGGAGAAGCUGCCCGGGGGUGAGCGUCUACAUGAGCUGAUCUUAAAGGCGCCAGCAGCUCCUCAGCUUCUAUGUUAAGGGAGCGGAUGGUUGUUUCUCUUAGAAAAAUCCCUGACUUAUUCUUAGCAGGUGACAAGGUGCAUCUCUUAAUAGUACAGCUAGAAAAAGUAAAAAUGGUGCUUGGUCUAAAUAUUAAAGAUAUGUGUAGCCACUUCAAUUUUGUUUCUUAUUGGUUUUAAAUGUAUAAAUAUGCUCUACAUGCCUUGGUUAUGGACUAUUGGCUUUUAAGUUAUAGGAUAUGGUUAAAAAGGUAUAAUGUCAGUACCAAAAAGUUGACAUAAAGCUGGUAAUUUGGAUAAAGUCAUUCUACACAACAUGCAGCCUGAGCCAACCUAGGGAAAUAGGUCUAAAUUGAGAAAAUAUUUUUAUGGAACGCUUAUUCUAGAAACCAGGCUUCUAAAAGAAUUUAGGACAAUGUCUCUUUGUUGAGGUAUUGGAGACCACACCAUCGUGCAUUCAUAUGUAGGAAUUGGCAGUCAAACUUUGUAGCAUGAAGGAUAGACUCGGUGUUUUGGAGACUGGAUUUUGGAGACUAGAUUGUUAGAGGUUGAGUUUUGCUUUCUAAAGUUGUGGUUUGCCCUGAAGUUAUCUGUAUUUUAAUGCUAAUUCCACUGCCCCAAGGACAGCUGCCUAGUCACAUACUCAGAACUCUGGUGACUUCCCUAAGUUGUGGUUGUGCUCUGGUGUUUCAAGGAGAAUUUAAGGAUUGUGAUUAAGGAUUGCCAGUGUUACAUUGACUAACUCAAACUUAUUUAUAAUUGAGAAAAAAAUCAAACAGGUAGAGAUUGUUACAGGAUUUACGAAGGAUUGAUGAGGUUUUAGAACUUGUGAGAGCAUUACAGCCUGUUUGCUUACUUCAACCGCUAUUUCAAGAUAGAUUUAGAGGAUUGCUAACAGCCUUGUAUUAUGUAAUUUUGUCGCUUCUUCAAUGUAAAAAGUUAGAACUUUAAAUCUUUCAGUGUAUAUGGAAAUUUUUACUACAAAUCUUUGCUCUCAAAAUGAGCUUUAAUAUUUGGGGAAUAGCUGUUACACUACUCCAGAAAA